AUGGCUCACGUCAAUGCUUUUGAUACCAUAACCCUGAUUAACGAGAUAAUAAGAAACAGCAGCGACCCACAAACCCACCAACGUUAUAGUUCAUGCACUAUGGAUUACACCGAUGUGUUACUUGCUCUCAGUCAGGCUAAGGAAUCUUACAGUUCUGGAAAUUACAGCGACAUGAAUUUCAAUGCCGCAGUUGUCACGAAAGAUGUUAAAGAUUGUGACACAAAGGCUUAUGAUUCAUCCCAAGUCAGAAUCAAUAACCAGUAUUUAGCAGAUUUCAUCAUGAUUAUCAUGAUUCUAUCCGAUUUUCUAGCGGGGAAAUAUUAA
Vigna angularis (adzuki bean) is the source of this 324-nucleotide messenger RNA. RefSeq names its product pectinesterase inhibitor. The transcript has a single exon. The record is from RefSeq and is a predicted model, not a curated record. Gene Ontology annotation, molecular function: pectinesterase inhibitor activity. Gene Ontology annotation, biological process: negative regulation of catalytic activity. Lineage: Eukaryota; Viridiplantae; Streptophyta; Magnoliopsida; Fabales; Fabaceae. The coding region runs from base 1 to 324 and encodes 107 amino acids.